This is a messenger RNA of Staurois parvus, 864 nucleotides long. The record is from the annotation of a GenBank genome assembly. NCBI's taxonomy places the organism in Eukaryota, Metazoa, Chordata, Amphibia, Anura, Ranidae.
GCUAUAGAAGGCAUUCUGCGCUGCAGCAGCAACGAUGGCCAGAGCGGAAUAACUGCGCUGGUUUUCUUAAAUCACCGGAUCGUGGCUGCCCGGCUGAACGGCUCUAUCGACUUCUUCUGCCUGGAAUCUCAUAAAUCCACCAGCCAGUUGCAGUUUAGAGGGACGCCCAAUCGCACUGCAGUCCCGAGCUCCCCAUUGUACUCUAAUGAUGACAUCAUUCGCUGUCAGCUGACCCACACCGUGGCCUGCGCCCACCAGAAGCCAAUCACAGUACUGAAAGCUGCAGCAGCUGGCCGAUUAGUGACUGGAAGCCAGGAUCACACGCUUAGAGUUUACCGUCUGGAUGACGCAUGCUGCUUGUUCACACUGCAGGGUCACUCGGGAGGCAUUACCGCCAUUUACAUUGACGAGACAAUGGUCCUGGCCAGCGGGGGGCAGGAUGGAGCCAUCUGCCUGUGGGACGUCCUGACAGGUAGUAGAGUUAGUCACAUGCAUGGCCACCGCGGUGACAUCACUUCCCUGAUCUGCACGACAUCGUACGUGAUCAGCAGCGGCCUGGAUGAUGUCAUCAGCAUAUGGGACCGCAGCUCGGCCAUCAAACUGUACUCCAUACAGCAGGAUUUGGGCUGCGGAUCCAGCUUAGGCCUCAUCUCCGACAACUUGCUGGUGACGGGCGGCCAAGGCUGCGUGUCCUUCUGGGACAUCGGCUACGGCGAUCUUCUACAGACUGUUUACCUGGGGAAGUACGAGGAGGCCCAGCCUGCUCGCCAGAUCCUAGUUCUGGACAAUGCGGCGAUCGUCUGCGAUUUUGGCAGCGAGCUGAGCCUGGUCUACGUCCCGUCCGUGCUGGAAAAGUUGGACUGA